AUGGCUCCUGGAGAUCUGGUAGAUCUGGAAAAUCUGGCAAAUCUGGAAAAUCCGGAAAGUCAGGAAAAUCAAAGAAAUCGGGAAAGAAUUCAGAGAAAUCGGGAAAAUCAUGCAAAUCUGGGAAGUCAGGCAAAUCGAGAAAAUCUAGAAUAUCUUGCUCAUUCCGAAAGGCUAAAAAAUCGAAAAGCUCAUCCACUAGAUCGCAGGGGUCCGAAAGGAAUGUUAGUGAACGGUCAAAACAAAGGAAGAUCCGAUCGAAGAAAUCUCAUUCGCGUCAACCGUCACAAGACGUCACAAAGCAGCUCUCCAAGUUAUGAGCGGUGCUCCGCAUGCGGACCA
Molecule: messenger RNA, 339 nt
Organism: Ostertagia ostertagi
Lineage: Eukaryota; Metazoa; Nematoda; Chromadorea; Rhabditida; Trichostrongylidae
Source: the annotation of a GenBank genome assembly